Messenger RNA from Scophthalmus maximus (turbot), 4805 nucleotides. RefSeq names its product Wolfram syndrome 1a (wolframin) (gene wfs1a). Gene Ontology annotation, molecular function: protein binding. NCBI's taxonomy places the organism in Eukaryota, Metazoa, Chordata, Actinopteri, Pleuronectiformes, Scophthalmidae. The record is from RefSeq and is a predicted model, not a curated record. Bases 135 to 3314 code for a protein of 1059 amino acids. Gene Ontology annotation, biological process: calcium ion homeostasis; endoplasmic reticulum unfolded protein response. Gene Ontology annotation, cellular component: endoplasmic reticulum membrane; endoplasmic reticulum. The transcript has 12 exons.
GGGGUCUCUGGUUUCACGGGGCCGAGAGGAGAGGAAUGGACGGCAGCAUGGACAACACACACAACAUUUAAACCGAGGAGAACAUUUCUACUUUGUAUCCCGAAAGGAAUCUGCUCACUAAGGAACCUAGUAAGAUGGAGAAGGAUUUCCCAUCAACGCCCACUCCUGUCCAAACCCAGGGGUCGUGCUCUGUCAUGGAUGGACCUUCUCCUCCCUCACCUGUCUCCGGUCACCUCUCCGCUCCACCCUCUCAGCCUGACAAACCUCCACCCACCACAGAAACAAAGACAGAACCCAGAGAGUCUUCCCCUUCCUCUCCACAAUCGACUCACAUCAUGUCUGAACCAACGGACUCCCCUCCUCAUUUAGAAGGGUCAGAGCCUUUAUCUGAAACUGUGUCCACCGCUCCGCCCUCUCCAGCUCCAAACAAAACACCACUUGUUACUUCUGCUAACCACUCCACCCCUCAGAUCUCCAAAAUGUCAUCCUUUUCCAAUCUCAACUCUGCCGCCGCUACAUCAGCCGGCAUGGCCUUUAAUACUCUGAAAGAUUCCCCUCCCUCUUCCCCAAUCACUGCUUCCACCACCCCCACCACAGUGAAACGCACCUUUGCCUCCAUGGCCAAGCGGGUCAUAAUGCAGGAAAGACUCCGAAAAGUAGAGGAAGAGGAUGCCGAUGAUGACGAAGGUGAUGAAGAACCAGAGGAAGACUUGUCUGUGGAGCAGAUGGAGGAGAAGGCCAGAGCUGGUGAUGCCAGAGCCCAGACCCGGCUUGGUCACCACUUCUUGAUUCUCGCUGAAGAGAAGGACAGUGAGCUAAACAAUCUUCUGGCCGUAAAUUGGCUGAUUAAAGCAGCUAAACAGGGAAGAAAAGGUGCAGCGAGAUCACUGCAGCGCUGCCGGAGCCAGAAAAAAGGAAUCACUCCAGAGAAUGAGGAUGAGGUGCGCAGGUUGUCAACAGAGAGCAAGUUUGAGCUGGCGGUACGCAAAGCAGCCAUAAUGAUGUACUUUAAACUCAACCCGGAGAAGAAGGGAAAGGUGGCUGUCGCGGAGAUGCUGGAAAAUGUCGGCCAGGUCAAUGCAGCGCCGGGUGGCAUUGCAAGCAGGAUUCCUGGCCCAACCUCAGGUCAGACCCAGAAAGUGUUGGAAAGCAUGGUCAGCAAUGAGUCCAAACAGUUGGACCUGGAUGACUUUGUUGAGAUGACAAAAAAGUACGCACAAGGUAUUGUCCCCUCUGCACCCCGAAAUGACAGCCAGGUCACUGCCAAGGACGAGAGCCCUACACCUUACAACAAUGCUGUGGAGCACAAGACUGAGCCGGUUUCAUCAAGAUACAAGCGGUUGCACAAAAGUUCUUGGAGUUUUGAUGGUGGGAUGAUGAUGGACACAAAGCAGACCGGGGCCAUUAAAAAAGCCAUGGACAUGAAAUCACGCUUAAUGAUGCUGCAGUACCCGCUGCACACCGUCAUGGAUGUGAAGGAGCACCUGGUCGACUGGGCGUCGCGGGCCGGUGUCCAGUGGCUGAGCACAGUCAUCCCCACGCAACACGUCAACGCACUCAUUUUCUUCUUCAUCAUCAGCAACCUCACAGUUGACCUGUUUGCCUUUGUCAUCCCUCUGCUCGUGUUCUACCUCUCCUUCAUCUCCAUGAUCAUCUGCACACUGCGUGUUUUUCAGAGCAGCAAGACUUGGGAGAACUUCAGAGCCUUCACAUCUUUACUGACACGUUUCGAGCCUGGGCUGGAUGUGGAGCAGGCAGAGACCAACUUCGGCUGGAACAACCUUGAGCCAUACUUCUACUUCAUCAUCUCGGUCUUCUUUGUCAUUUUCUCCUUUCCUGUAGCCGACAAAGGCUGGAUCCCCUGUUCGGAGCUGUCUACUGUGGCCAUCUUCUUCACUGCUGUCAGCUACAAGAGCCUCAGCCCCACUGCUGCGAUGUAUGCACGCCGAGCAAUGGUCAUAGAGGUAGCAUCAUCUCUGUGUUGCCUGACCCAGUUCCUGCCAGAGAACAUGACGGGGCUUCGUUUUCUGGGACACACCUUCGCCACACUGCCACUUGGGAAAUCAGUGGUGCUGAAGCUCAGUCUCCCCUGCCUUCUCUAUGUUUACUUGUUCUACCUGUUCUUCAGCAUGGCAAAGAUGCGUGGUUUCCGGGGAACUUACUGCUUCUUGGUUCCAUACCUCGUGUGCUUCAUGUGGUGUGAGUUCUCUGUGGUUCUCCUCCAGAGUUCCUCCCCUGUGGGUCUAAUCCGCACCUGUGUGGCCUACUUUCUCUUCCUGUUUGCGCUGCCAGUUCUGGCAUUUGGCCUAGCCAUCAUGCUCCUCAUCCAACUCUUCAAGUGGUUCCUCGAGCUGGAGCUGACAAAGAUGAUCGUGACCCUGGUCGUAUGUGCGAUCCCUGUCACCCUGCGGCUCUGGACGCGGUUCAGCAUGUCUAUUCUGGACGUGUUCCGCUCACUGACCCACCGCGGCCCAGUCAAACUCAUCUUACUCUGUAUUUCCAUGGUGAUCUUGCUCUUCUCUGUCUAUGUGUACCACGCAGAGGGACAGAAGGUGUAUAACUCCACGCUGACUUGGAACCAGUACAGCCAGGCGUGCGGGCCCCCUGCCUGGGAAGCCAAAGGCAUGGCCCAGACGCAGAUCUUCUGUGGCCACCUUCAUGGACACAGAAUCACUUGGACUGGGCGUUUCAAACAUGUCCGUGUGGCUGAGACGGAGAAUGGUGCACAGUCGGUCAUAAACAUGUUGCCAGUGUUCAUGGGUGACUGGCUGCGCUGCCUGUAUGGAGAGACAUAUCCCAAAUGUGAGCCAAAGAAUGCCACGGUCGCAAACCUUACUGCUGCACAUUUGGCGGCCGGUUCUGCAUCAGCUUCUCUUUCACUGCCCAUUCUACUGCGAAUGCAAGAAGAAGAAGAGUUGUGUCAGAUUAAGGCUCUGGCCAAACACUCCUGCCAUGUGAAACGCUUCGACAGCUACUGGUUUGAGGUGACUGUCGGGAUGAUCCGCGAUGGAAGUUUGGUGGCAGACGAUCCAGCCAAGGAUAUAAUCCUAAUGGCAAGCCAUGAGUUCAGACAGGUUCUGUUUAAUCUGAACCCUGGUAAUAUGGUGGAGUUCAGCACCAAGCUGGAAGGCCGUCUUGGAGCCAGAGCCCCGGCCUUCGAGUUGAAGGCUAUCCACUGUCUGGACUGUGUUUCGUCGCUGUUCACUGGAGGCAGGCAGGUGAAGAUAGAGAGAGACUGGAGACGCACAACAAUGAGAGCCCUGAAGUUUGCAUUUGAUUUCUUCUUUUCUCCGUUCUUGUCUGCAAAAAUCUAGCCUGGUACCCAGACGAAUUCUGGGAGCCCAUUUAAAUUUGCUCUCUCAGAAUACGGUCUGUAUCCCCUCCAUUGGGAAGGGAUUUCCCCGGCAGAAAACUUGCCGGUCCAAUUACAACCGAUUAGCUGAUAAUGGGCGGGGUUUAUACCACGACGUGGACAACCAAGGCUGCCCGCUGAUGAACUACCCGCUGUUUUCAAAUUUCUCCCACAAAAACGGCAACACUGAGACAUUGUUCACAGACAUUGUGGAUUCAUCAUCACAGACAUCUACUCUCCACACGCUCUCUAGUCUGUUGACAUUUGAGCGUCACUAAACAGGUGUCACAUGAUUCGUCUGCAUCCGUUGGUAGCGCCUCUUGGAAAGUAGUUUUCUUGUUACGUGACAAUUUACGUAAUGGAACUUAAUGGAGUAUUGUUUACAAAUUGAUCUAACCUCAACUUCAACAAGGUGAACUCUUUAAUAUUUUUUGAUAGUACUUCCUGUGAGUGCAAGUGUUAGUUUACAAAUAUUUCAGUUCAUGUACGUCAAAAGUGGUUCAAUAAUGACCUUGAUUUUCAAAUAGGAGUUUAAAACAAAAUAGUCUUUGAUUUAUAUCCAGAGUCAAGUUGAUUUUUCAUUUUCCUGGUCUGUUGUAAAAAACUGAAGUGAAGCCCCUUAACGUUUCAUAUAGAUUAUAUGCAAGGAAGAUAAUUCUAUAUGCUAACCACUUCUGAGUAUCUAGAGAUACUGUUCAUUUCUUAAUAAUAAUAAGAUAGUGAUAUUUUAAAUGUAUCUUUUAUAGAGGAAUGUUUUUGCUGAUUUUGUAUUAAGGGAUUCCUUACAUGUACAGUGAAUAUGUUUGCAUGUUUAAUAUGUAUUUACAUUGAUGGGUCUUACUAUUUAUGCUUUUGCCCAAACGUCACAACGGUUUAUUUUCACAAAGUUGAAGGAGGGACUUCUUAAAAAGUUUUUUAAAUAUAAAUCACCAGUCCUCACAUUACUAGGUUUUUAUUUUUGAUGGUAUCUCUUACAGUAGAUAUGCCAACAAAACAUUGACAGUGCUCAUUCCAUUUAAAAUGAGGCCCUUUACCUCAUACAGUACAGGGAGCCUUUAGUAAUUUCAAGAGUUUUAAUGAUGAGAAAAUAUUUUGCACAGUUUUUAACUUUACCUUUUCUCACGGUGCAAUACCAAUUCUCCCACUUCUUAAGCAAAAUAAACAAUUUAAAAAGCAGUUAUUAAAAUCUGAGGUUGAAAAAUGCAUCGUGACAACGCAGGAGAUGGGACAGUUUUUUUUAUAUAUGUGGUGUUCACAGGACAGCACUGACAACAUGUUAACACGUGAAAACCCACAUAUGUGAACACUACGAAGUUGCAACUGCACUUGUGAAUGAGAAUCAUUGAGGUUGAGCCUGUGCACUGUGCAUUUGAGUGCCUUUUAAUCUAGUGAUGGAGUGUAGGGUUGUGUGAAAUUAUUAUUAUUAAUUAAAGUGCUUGACGUUGGAACAAAA